Elephantulus edwardii (Cape elephant shrew) is the source of this 1624-nucleotide messenger RNA. It is a transcript of the gene SLC25A24, whose product is annotated as solute carrier family 25 (mitochondrial carrier; phosphate carrier), member 24. Gene Ontology annotation, molecular function: ATP transmembrane transporter activity; calcium ion binding. NCBI's taxonomy places the organism in Eukaryota, Metazoa, Chordata, Mammalia, Macroscelidea, Macroscelididae. Gene Ontology annotation, cellular component: mitochondrial inner membrane. The record is from RefSeq and is a predicted model, not a curated record. Bases 1 to 1434 code for a protein of 477 amino acids. Gene Ontology annotation, biological process: transmembrane transport. The transcript has 10 exons.
AUGCUUCGCUGGCUGCGGGGCUUCGUGCUGCCGGUGGUGGCCUGCGAGGGUGCGCCAUCGGCCUCGCUCUAUGAGUCCCUCUUCCAGCAGCUGGACCGCAAUCGGGACGGAGUGGUGGACAUCAGUGAGCUGCAGGAGGGCCUCAAGAACCUGGGCAUCCCCCUGGGCCGCGACGCCGAGGAGAAAAUUUUUAAUACUGGAGAUACCAACAAAGAUGGGAUGCUGGACUUUGAAGAAUUUAUGAAGUACCUUAAAGACCAUGAGAAAAAAAUGAAGUUGGCAUUUAAGAGUUUGGACAAAAAUAAUGAUGGGAAAAUUGAGGCUUUGGAAAUUGUCGAUGCUCUCAAAACAUUGGGUAUAGAUAUUUCCGAAAAUCAAGCACAGUUGAUUCUUCAAAGCAUAGAUGUUGAUGGGACAAUGACCGUGGACUGGGAUGAAUGGAGGAACCACUUCUUAUUUAACCCUGCUGCAGACAUUGAGGAAAUAAUCCGCUUCUGGAAGCAUUCUACUGGAAUUGACAUAGGGGAUAGUUUGACUAUUCCAGAUGAAUUCACGAAAGAAGAGAAGCUGUCUGGACAGUGGUGGAGGCAGCUCUUGGCCGGAGGUGUUGCAGGUGCUGUCUCUCGAACGAGCACCGCCCCUUUGGAUCGUCUGAAAGUCAUGAUGCAGGUGCAUGGUUCAAAAUCAAACAAAAUGAAUUUAGCUGGUGGCUUUCAGCAGAUGGUGAAAGAAGGUGGCAUUCGUUCCCUUUGGAGAGGAAAUGGUACAAACGUCAUUAAAAUUGCUCCCGAGACAGCUGUUAAAUUCUGGGCAUAUGAGCAGUACAAGAAGUUGCUUACUGAGGAGGGACAGCAAGUAGGAACCGUCGAGAGGUUUAUUUCGGGUUCCAUGGCUGGAGCAACUGCACAGACUUUUAUUUACCCCAUGGAGGUUAUCAAAACCAGGCUGGCUGUAAGCAAAACUGGACAGUACUCUGGAAUAUUUGAUUGUGCCAAGAAGAUUUUGAAACAUGAAAGCUUGGGAGCUUUUUACAAAGGUUAUGUUCCCAACUUAUUAGGCAUCAUACCCUAUGCAGGCAUCGAUCUUGCUGUAUAUGAGCUCUUGAAGAAGCACUGGUUAGACAAUUUCGCGAAGGACACUGUUAAUCCUGGUGUCGUUGUGUUGCUGGGAUGCGGCGCCUUGUCUAGCACCUGUGGUCAGCUGGCCAGCUACCCCUUGGCUUUGGUGAGAACGCGCAUGCAGGCUCAAGCCAUGUUAGAAGGAACCCCUCAGCUGAAUAUGGUCGGCCUUUUUCGACGAAUACUUGCCAAAGAAGGAGUGAGAGGUCUUUACAGGGGGAUCACCCCGAACUUCAUGAAGGUGCUCCCUGCUGUUGGCAUCAGUUACGUGGUGUACGAAAAUAUGAAGCAAACCUUGGGAAUAGCGCAGAAGUGACAUGUUGAAGAUUUUGCUUUAGUGUGAUUACUGAAAUCUCAACAAUUUCGGGAGUUACUUUUUCUCCUAGAACUGCAACAAGACCAUGGCAAAAAAAAGCAAGCUGUAUUUUCUCAUAACAAGGGAGAGUAUAUCGUUGAUUACUUCAGCUAUUUUGGCUUAAUUUUAUAUGCACAGAAUUGCUUAAAAU